AUGUCCAGAAAUUCUGGCAAACUGCGAGUCAUCAUUGCAGGAGCUGGGAUUGCAGGGCUUGCAACAGCUAUCUCUCUCGCACGGGUAUCAACUCUCCCGGAUCUUGACAUCCAGCUGUAUGAACAAGCCUCUGAGCUUCUGGAAAUUGGCGCCAGCAUCGCGCUCAGUCCAAAUGGUAUGAGAACUUUGGAAAAGCUUGGUGUAACCAACGCCCUCUCAGAUGAAGUUGGCUUUAGAGGACCAAGUGGAAUUCCCCAAAUAUUUCGGCACUGGAAGACAGAUCAAGUCAUCUCUGUUGACACACAUACAAAUGUUCCUGAUCCUCGUCAUCACACUACCCGCUUUCAUCGUGGCCAUCUGCAUUCUGCUCUUCUGGAGCAUGUUCCUCGCCAGUCUAUUCAUCUAGGCAAAAAGAUUAUAAAUGCGGAGAUCACCGACAAUGGAGUCUCACUACAUUUUGAAGAUGGAACCAAGGCAUACGGUGACAUUUUGAUCGGGGCAGACGGAAUCAAAUCAAGAGUCCGCCAGUCUUUUGUUCCAGAAUACAAGCUGCGAUUCAGUGGGAAGAUAUUUAUGAGAUCAACUUUCGAUGCCUCGUUGGUGGAGGAUAAAAUUCCUGAUUUACCCGCUGACUCUUUGCAUUGGUGGGGGCCAAAUGACAACUUUUUUGCAUCUCGACUCGGCAAGGGUCAGUUCACUACUGUCGGUGCUUAUAGCGACCCACGCACCACCGAUGAGCUUGAGAAGAGCGUCGAUUGGGACCAAAAGGGAGAUGUGCAAUUUUUGAGAGAGAGAUACAAGGAUUGGAAUCCUCUUAUAAAAGCCUUAAUUGAGGUGACUCCCUAUACUAAUCUUUACCCAAAUUUUGCUGGAGAUGCGUUACCGAAAUGGGUAUUUGGAUCGCGAGUCACUCUUGUCGGGGAUGCUGCCCAUGCCCAUGGUGGCGCUUUCGCAGCAGGAGGAUCUCUAGCAUUAGAUGAUGCGUUGGCGCUUGGUCUUGCCUUUAAGCAUGUAUUUCAAGUGUCCGCUACCAAUGUGCUUUCAUUGGAUCGGGUCAAAGAGUCAUUAUAUCUAUACACCGAGACGAGAAAGCCGCAUACCGAUAAGUUGCUUCGCAUUGUGCAUACCCAGAUUGGCACAAAGACAUCUGGAUUUACAACAGCCGAGGAGGAAGAUGCAAAGCUGGUCGCACGAAUGAAAAACAGACCGGAUACAGAGUGGCUAUCUGAACACGAUGUUGAAGCCGCUUUGACUGCUACAAUCAAACGUGAAGAGAGCAGGGCGAGUAUUGAGGAAACAGUCCAGCUCGAAAGUAAGCUUUGA
Molecule: messenger RNA, 1323 nt
Organism: Penicillium malachiteum
Lineage: Eukaryota; Fungi; Ascomycota; Eurotiomycetes; Eurotiales; Aspergillaceae
Exons: 7
Coding region: 1-1323 (440 amino acids)
Molecular function (GO): FAD binding; monooxygenase activity
Source: RefSeq, a predicted model, not a curated record